AUGCAGCUGUACGGAGUGGCCAACUCACCGUGCGUCAAGUCGGCUGCCGAUGCUCCAGCUGGGGCGAUGUCACCUCGGCUGGGUGGAAUUGAGACCGAUGGAAGCGAUGAGAUGGUGGAAAAUGGCCCACGCGAGUCGUGGAUCCAUCUGGCGCCGACUCCGUGCGGAUGCCCAGUCCGCGAGCAGUUCGAGGUGGCGCCGGCCGGCGGCUCGAUCCAUCCCGCACACGCCCCGCAUCCGUACACAACCCACGUCCAGGUCUUCCGGAGCGAAGAAGACGAGACUGGGCUCGAUGGCUGGAUUCCAGGAGAUGUGGCGGCACGAAUCGACGGCACGCGCUACUCGGUCACUGCAGCCGCACCCGACGCGCUAGCGUUGGCGGCGACGCUGUUUAUCCCGGGCUGCUUCGAGAUCAAGGUCCACGUCUUCGCGCUCGACGCGGCAGGCGCUGAGCCUGGUGAUGCGGUCUUGGCGCACACACUGAACUACGUCAUGAGGUCAGUGGCGUCGGCGGCGGUGACACUAACCGGCGCCGGCGGCUGCACGCUGGCGAUGGGUAGCAACGGGCGGCGGGUGCUGCGGCUCUCGCCUACAAGCCCGUGCGCGCGAGUCAGCCUACUCGGUCCGCAGCUUGCGCCGGUCGAAGUUCGCGUUGUGCUGGUGUGGGACAGCGACGAGGCGCCGCCGCCGGCACGGACGCUGGCGCUGACGGCGACCGGCGGGCUGGAGACCAUCGUCGAGCUGAGGAGCAAGGCACCUGCGGUCCUGCUCCCGCUAGUGGUCCUGGAGCCGUGGCGGGCGAGGGCGCCGACAUCAGCUGAAUGGACGCCGGGCCUGCAGCGGAUGGACUUGAUUAUCCCCCGCUACAACUACACGGAACGGAUCGAGCUCCAGUUUGGCUGA
Molecule: messenger RNA, 903 nt
Organism: Thecamonas trahens ATCC 50062
Lineage: Eukaryota; Apusomonadida; Apusomonadidae
Exons: 2
Coding region: 1-903 (300 amino acids)
Source: RefSeq, a predicted model, not a curated record